Molecule: messenger RNA, 2409 nt
Organism: Vitis riparia (riverbank grape)
Lineage: Eukaryota; Viridiplantae; Streptophyta; Magnoliopsida; Vitales; Vitaceae
Product: cell division cycle protein 48 homolog
Exons: 9
Coding region: 1-2409 (802 amino acids)
Biological process (GO): mitotic spindle disassembly; retrograde protein transport, ER to cytosol; autophagosome maturation
Cellular component (GO): cytosol; nucleus; VCP-NPL4-UFD1 AAA ATPase complex
Molecular function (GO): polyubiquitin modification-dependent protein binding; ATP hydrolysis activity; ATP binding
Source: RefSeq, a predicted model, not a curated record
AUGGUUCAUCAAGCUGAAGCUUCCGCUUCGCAAGCCUCGGCCAAGAAAGACUUCUCCACGACGAUUUUGGAGCGGAAGAAGGCUCCCAAUCGUCUCAUUGUCGACGAAGCAACCAUCGAUGAUAACUCCUCUGUCUCUAUGCACUCCACAACCAUAGAGACAUUGAAGAUUUUCCGCGGGGAUACUAUUCUCAUCAAGGGCAAGAAGAGGAAGGACACAGUCUGCAUUGCCAUUACUGAUGACACAUGUGAGCCGGCAAAGAUCAGGAUGAACAAGGUUGUUAGGUCAAAUCUGAGGGUUAAGCUUGGAGACGUCGUAUCUGUGCACGAUUGCAUGGAUAUUAUGUAUGGGGAGCGUGUCCACAUACUGCCAAUGGAUGACACCAUAGAAGGUGUCACUGGAAAUCUAUAUGAUGCAUACCUGAAACCUUAUUUCUCGGAUAAUUUCCGCCCUGUGAGGAAAGGAGAUCUCUUCCUUGUGAGGGGAGGGAUGAGAAGUGUAGAGUUCAAGGUUGUUGAAACCCACCCAGGGGAGUACUGUGUGGUUGAUCCAGACACUGAAAUCUUCUUUGAAGGGAAGCCGGUGAGGAGGGAGGAUGAAGAAAGGUUGGAUGAGGUUGGUUAUGAUGAUGUUGGUGGUUUUCGGAAACAAAUGGCUCAAAUACGUGAGUUAGUCGAGCUGCCAUUGAGGCAUCCUCAAAUUUUUAAAUCAAUUGGUGUGAAGCCACCCAAAGGAAUUCUACUUUAUGGACCCCCAGGUUCUGGAAAAACUUUAAUAGCCAGGGCUGUUGCUAAUGAAACUGGUGCCUUCUUCUUCUGUAUUAAUGGACCUGAGAUUAUGUCAAAAUUGGCUGGAGAGAGUGAAGGAAAUCUCAGGAAGGCAUUCGAGGAAGCUGAGAAGAAUGCCCCAUCCAUAGUCUUUAUUGAUGAGAUUGAUUCAAUUGCACCUAAACGGGAGAAAACACAUGGCCAAGUUGAAAAGCGUAUUGUUUCACAGCUUUUGACUCUCAUGGAUGGACUGAAAUCCCGGGCUCAUGUUAUUGUUAUUGGAGCUACUAAUCGCCCAAACAGCAUUGACCCAACUUUGAGAAGGUUUGGUCGGUUUGACAGAGAAAUAGACAUUGGUGUUCCAGAUGAAGUUGGCCGUCUUGAAGUUCUUCGCAUUCAUACCAAGAACAUGAAGCUCUCUGAUGAUGUUGAUUUGGAAAGGAUUGCAAAAGAUACUCACGGCUAUGUUGGUGCUGAUCUUGCUGCUCUCUGCACUGAAGCUGCACUUCAGUCUAUUAGAGAAAAGAUGGAUGUGAUAGACUUGGAAGAUGAAGCUAUUGAUGCUGAAGUACUCAAUUCCAUGGCUGUUACUGAUAAGCACUUCAAUACUGCACUGGGAACAACCAACCCAUCUGCUUUGCGGGAAACGGUUGUUGAAGUGCCAAAUGUCAGCUGGGAAGACAUUGGUGGUCUUGAGUAUGUCAAGCGGGAGCUUCAGGAGACUGUUCAAUAUCCUGUGGAGCAUCCAGAGAAGUUUGAGCAAUUUGGUAUGUCGCCUUCCAGAGGGGUACUUUUCUAUGGCCCACCAGGAUGUGGGAAAACUCUACUGGCUAAGGCAAUUGCAAAUGAGUGUCAAGCAAACUUUAUCAGUGUCAAGGGGCCUGAACUGCUCACAAUGUGGUUUGGUGAGAGUGAAGCCAAUGUUCGAGAAAUUUUUGACAAGGCUCGACAGUCAGCACCAUGUGUCCUUUUCUUCGACGAGCUUGACUCCAUUGCUACUCAGAGGGGGAGCAAUCUUGGGGAUGCAGGUGGUGCUGAUCGGGUCCUGAACCAACUCUUGAUUGAGAUGGAUGGCAUGUCAGCAAAAAAGACUGUUUUCAUAAUUGGGGCUACAAACAGACCUGACAUAAUUGACCCAGCACUUUUGCGGCCAGGACGUCUUGAUCAGUUGAUUUAUAUUCCCCUGCCAGAUGAAGACUCUCGGCAUCAGAUUUUUAAGGCCUGCUUAAGAAAAUCUCCAGUUUCUAAGCAUGUGGAUUUGAGGGCCCUCGCCAAGUACACUCAAGGCUUUAGUGGAGCCGAUAUUACGGAAAUAUGCCAGCGAGCAUGCAAGUAUGCCAUAAGAGAGAACAUUGAGAAGGACAUAGAGAAGAAGAGGGGGAGAGAGGAAAAUCCUAAGGCUAUGGAUGAGGACCUUGAGGAAGAGGUUGCAGAGAUUACGGCCUCUCACUUUGAGGAGUCAAUGAAGUAUGCUCGCAGGAGUGUGAGUGAUGCUGACAUACGCAAAUACCAGGCAUUUGCUCAGCAGUCUAGGGGUUUUGGAUCACAAUUCCGGUUUUCCGAGGCAGGACCAGGUGGCUCUGGUUCUAACCCAUUAGGAACUUCUACUAGUGGGCCGGAAGAAGAUGAUCUUUAUAGUUAG